UUGUGAUAAACACACAUAACCACUGUCGGAUUGUAUUGCACUUAGUCGUUUUUAGUAAAUUGGCCUUGGAGUCGUGGCCAUCUUGGGACGCUGGGGUAAUGGGCCGGGGUUAUGGGAGAUGUAGUGCUGGGAUUUUUGUUCGCCUAUUUUUCCACUGGAGCGUUAUGCAGGCUGCACAGUCGGGAUUCCGAAACUACAAAAGCCGUUAUAUUUUGACAGGACGGGACACAUGCAGAAUAUUAAUACUGGACAGUACUAUGUGAGAUUUUGGGUUUAAGGUUAAAUAACCCCAGAGAGACCCCCUUCCCCAGAUAUCCAACAUAGGGAGGUCUGCGGAUCUUAAAAGCUGAAAUCCAGGGGGCUGUCCCACCGCUGCCCUUAAUCAAAGCCGUCUGUCUGAAAUAUCACUUCCGUGCAUCUGAAUCUGGGAAGGUUUCUUACCUGGCACGUAUAUCUUUUGCUGUUCAAAGUGUUUCUUUGUUAAAGGCCCUCUUUCGAAAUCGGAUUAAAACGGAUUACUUUAACAUCGUCUAGAAGAAUCGUCGCUGGAACAAAAAUAUCCACCGCAGGCUGAACCAGAAUCUGCAUGCAAUCGUAGGCUAGUUUUCAUUUGCCAUCGGUAUUACAUUAUACAGCUAUAACCAAGAUCAAAUUCCCUGACAAUUAACAGGAAGCCAAGUGCACUGGUGAGAUUCAGAAGGAUUUGAACGACCAAGAAAAUAUGAACCAACUGGAAUAGUCCCACCAUGAGUGUGCUGCCCCCCGUGAGAAGGGACCGUGUCAUCGCCCAGCUGCCCCAGCCUUUCAGUAAGGAUGCAGCCCUGCACACCAAGGAUGGAUUCCACUCCAAGGUGAAGACGGCCUGCCAGGAGCACAGGACAGGCACAGUGGGCAGGUUCAAGAUCUCCAAGGUCAUCGUGGUUGGUGACCUGGCUGUGGGGAAAACCUGCCUGAUUAAUAGGUUCUGCAAGGACACCUUUGAUAAGAACUACAAAGCAACCAUUGGUGUGGACUUCGAGAUGGAGCGGUUUGAAGUGCUGGGGGUCCCGUUCAGUUUGCAGCUGUGGGACACUGCAGGCCAGGAGCGGUUCAAGUGCAUCGCCUCCACGUACUACAGGGGAGCGCAGGCUAUCAUCGUUGUGUUUGACGUGACUGAUGUGGCCUCUCUGGACCACACAAGGCAGUGGUUGGAAGAUGCACUGAAGGAGAAUGACCCCACCCACAUCCUGCUAUUCCUGGUUGGCACCAAGAAAGACCUGAGUUCUCCUGCUCAGUACUCUCAGAUUGAGGAGGACGCCAUUAAGAUGGCAGAGGAGAUGAAGGCGGAGUACUGGGCUGUAUCUGCCCUGUCGGGUGAGAACGUUCGGGAGUUGUUCUUCCGCGUGGCGUCGCUGACCUUCGAGGCCAACGUCUUGGCGGAGCUGGAGAAAAGCGGCUCAAGGCGCGUCGGUGACAUCGUCCGGAUAAGCAGUAAUUCUGGUAACCUUUAUGCAACACCAAAGAAGAGCAAGUCCAGCUGCUGUAAAUAAAAGGAGAGAGGCCAGUACAUCACACUUUACACUACAGGAAUAUCAGCCACCAGCGUGACAAGACUUAUAGCCAUGGAGAGCAGGGCCUUUGCUCGCCAGGCACUGAGCAGGACGCCACCCCAGAAUGGAGGACUCUGCAUGGGCCGGAUUCCCUCUCCGCUGACGCUGGAAGUGGGUCACAAGCAUUUUCCUGCUGGGUUUUGCUGCAUUCUUCUGGACGUCACGUUACCUGCUCGUUAGCAUGCAAGGCUUCCUGUAGUGGCUGUGUGCUGGUUUCACUGUGCAAUAUGGUACAUGCUGAGAGAUCCCUUGUGUCCUAGGGUUAUGUGUUCUAUGGCAAAACUGUUCAGGCUUUGUACAUUCAUCUACAAUGAGGAUGGUGAUGACGGCGAAGAUGUCGGUGUGUGCGAUGGGAUAAUAUUUAUGUGGAAGUUAACCAUAAGGCCCAGGUAGAAAAUGCACCCCCAUUUCCUGGAGUGUUACAUUUCAGUGUUAAAUACCUGAAAAUGUGUUAAGGAUUUUAGUUAAAUCUUUUUACAGUCCAGUUAGACCAAUAAAAUUAUUUUACCAUACAAAUGUAA
Messenger RNA from Paramormyrops kingsleyae, 2110 nucleotides. RefSeq names its product RAB34, member RAS oncogene family a (gene rab34a). Gene Ontology annotation, molecular function: GTP binding; GTPase activity. The record is from RefSeq and is a predicted model, not a curated record. Lineage: Eukaryota; Metazoa; Chordata; Actinopteri; Osteoglossiformes; Mormyridae.